This is a messenger RNA of Tetranychus urticae (two-spotted spider mite), 2861 nucleotides long. RefSeq names its product cationic amino acid transporter 2. NCBI's taxonomy places the organism in Eukaryota, Metazoa, Arthropoda, Arachnida, Trombidiformes, Tetranychidae. The record is from RefSeq and is a predicted model, not a curated record. Gene Ontology annotation, biological process: L-arginine import across plasma membrane; L-ornithine transmembrane transport. Gene Ontology annotation, cellular component: plasma membrane. Gene Ontology annotation, molecular function: L-ornithine transmembrane transporter activity; L-lysine transmembrane transporter activity; L-arginine transmembrane transporter activity.
UUGAAACAUGUUAACAUGAUUCAGAAGGAUGGAGAGGAUGAGGAUGAAUGAAAUAGAGAUGUUGAUAGCAGUGAUAUGGUUGAUGGUGGAAGCGUGAUAAAUUUGAUUGUUUGUUAUUUAAAGCAAGAUGUUUCCAAUUUAAUGUAUCAAUUUUGUUUAACACUAAUCAUUUUUCUUGAUGUGGUUGACAGUCUUUGUUAACAGUUAGAUCUCAACCUUUUUUUUCUAUUUAAUUUUUCCAUUUUUUCUUCGACAUUUUUACAAGUGUAACAAAUUUACCAGUUUACUCAUCUCUAACGGUUCUAUCUGUGAUAAAGAAGAUCCAAACACCGCCACUACAAUCAAGAUGAACAUAAGAUCUUUUGGCAAAGCUCUUGUUCGACGAAAAAAGAUAGAUGACAAUCAAGGACCAAGUACAUUGAACCGAUGUUUAGGAACAUUGGAUUUAACUGCCUUAGGUAUUGGAAGUACCUUAGGGUUGGGAAUGUAUGUGAUAGCUGGAAAGGUUGCGAGUACAGAAGCUGGUCCUGCAGUGGUUUUAUCAUUUUUCUUUGCUGCUUUGGCUUCCGUUUUUGCUGGAUUUUGUUAUGCUGAAUUUGGUGCUAGAGUUCCAAGAGCGGGUUCAGCUUAUAUCUACAGUUAUGUCACUGUCGGUGAAUUUACGGCAUUUGUGAUUGGUUGGAAUUUGAUACUCGAAUAUGUGAUUGGUACAGCUUCAGUCGCAAGAGGAUAUAGUGGAUAUUUAGAUUCUCUCUUCAAUGGGACAAUAGCAGCAAAAUUAACAGAAUUGAUGCCCAUAGGAAUCUCACACAUGUCUGCCUAUCCUGAUUUCUUAGCUUGUGGGAUAACGCUGCUCCUAACAGUCAUGCUCGCAAUUGGUGUAAAAGAAUCGACUAGAUUCAAUUCGGUUUUUACUUUGAUUAAUUUAUCUAUUGUCAUAUUUGUGAUCGUUUGUGGAUCAUUUAAAAGUGAUUUCAAAAAUUGGAAAAUUCCUGAAUCAUCUGUUCCAAGCGGAAGCGGUACUGGUGGAUUUUUACCUUUUGGUUUCUCGGGAAUGAUGGCAGGAGCUGCCACUUGUUUUUACGGUUUCAUUGGCUUUGAUAUCAUUGCCACAACCGGGGAAGAAGCACGAAAUCCACAGAAGGCUAUACCUAUCAGCAUUGUUGUUUCUUUACUGAUAAUAUUUUUCGCAUACUUUGGGGUUUCCAGUAUUCAAACUCUCAUGUGGCCCUAUUAUGAUUUAAAUAACGCAGCUUCGCUUCCAUAUGUUUUCGAAAAACAGGGUUUACCUUGGGCCAGAUGGAUAAUCACAAUUGGAGCUUUAGCUGGACUUUCCACUAGUUUAAUGGGAGCUAUGUUUCCAUUACCACGAGUUUUAUAUGCAAUGGCCACCGAUGGGCUCAUCUUCCGUAAUCUUGCAAGUGUAAAUUCUUGGACUAAAACUCCUCUUAUAGCUACUUUGGUAUCAGGUUCACUCUCAGGAGCCAUGGCAGCUCUUUUCGAUGUUGAUGAGCUUGCAGAUAUGAUGUCGAUUGGAACUCUUCUUGCCUACACACUUGUCGCUGUUUCCAUUUUGAUUCUCAGGUACGAAGGAGAUUCUGAAAAAGCUAAUUUAAAUGGUAUUGCGAACUCUUACAAAGUAACAACCGAUGAAGCUGCAAACUCAUGUAACACUAGUCGAUCACCAGGAUUUUCAAAUGUUAUAAGUCAUUUUAUUCGACGAUUAUUCAAUCUGGAUAAUAUAACCUCUCCGAAUUUAAAGACCGCAUCAAUGAGUAGACUUUUAGUAUUCUCUAUUUGUGCAAAUGUGGUCGUAUUGGACUUAUUGUUGAUAUUUUUAGAAGAGAAUCUCAGUAAUUUGGAAACCAUCUCAUUAAUUGUUAUUGGAAUAUCAUUAUCCAAUCUUAUCUCUCUGAUAAUCGCGCUUAGUCGUCAACCUAAAAGCGCUGCUACCAUAUCAUUUCAAGUUCCAUGGGUCCCAUUAAUUCCAGUUAUCUCAAUUUUUAUCAAUAUCUAUCUCAUGAUGAAACUUUCAGCAAUAACGUGGAUCCGUUUUGCAGUUUGGAUGGUUAUUGGCUUGUCAAUAUACUUUCUUUACGGUAUUUUUAAUAGUAAAGAGCGAGUUGAAAACCAAUCUUUCCAGCUUACACCAAAGAAUCUUAAAUCGAAAGCUCGCACAAUCGGUUAACUAUGUUGUCGGUCGACUAUUGUUAAUCAACUUGCCAGACUGAUAACACUUUUCAGAUUGUCUUAUCCUGCUCAUCGAUGUUCUUUUCUUUAUUUUUUCUUUGCCUUCCUUUCAUCAUCGAUUGAUCAAAGAUUACAAGAUGCCGUUCAUCAUGAUGACAGACCAAUCCGGCUCAAUCAUAAUGCAUAAUCUCUCCUAAUGAUUGUGAUUGACUCGUCUAAUUAUGCCUUUCAAUCUUUUUACAACCCAUUCAAUAAAAGUUAAAUAUAAUUUAUGCUUUUAUUGGAUGAUCAAAACUAUCCUAAGUUAGGUUUACUUUUUCCUUCACGUUGUGUUCAAACCUUAAAACCAAAGGCUUGUCAAUGUAACCUUCAUUUCUUUGCUUUUAUCUAUUGUUUACCUUUCAUUUAAUUAUUGUAACAAUUCUAGUCACACUUUUUUGUUGUAUCUUCAAGCCUAAAAUAAUCGCAAUUAUGAUUCUAGUUUGUUAACUAACUAGUCAACAAAAUAAUGAUCCAGCAUUUGAACAGUCUUUUGUUUCUUAAAAAAUCAACAAAUUGGAUCCAUUUGAUACUCUCAAAUCAAUCUAAUUUCAACUCUCUUUUUGUAAGGAAACCUGUAAUUAACUUUCAUUAUUUGAAAAAAUUAAUAUAUAAUACUUUAAAUAAAAAUA